AUGGCGCCCAAUGCAAGAGUGGCGAUAUUUACACUGUUGACUAGUAGCUUAGUUCUUCAGUUAAUAUCCUUGGUUGUAACUACGAUAUUGAUAACAAGAAAUAAAACUAAAUUGGCUGCUAUUCAGGAGUUCAAUAAUUCGAAAAGACGCCUAAAAAGACGCUUAAAAAGGCUUCGACGACCCCCAAGAAGGUCAAGAAUUUGGCGCCGACCAGGCAGGACGUCUAUCUGGUGGACUAAUAUUUGGGAGAACAAAGCAAGCAUUCAGGAGUGGAAAGAAAAUUUUAGAAUGACUAAAAGGAAUUUUAUGCAGCUUUGGGAAAAGCUGAGGGCACAAUUAACUGGAGAAGAUACUGUGAUGAGAAAAGCAAUCCCCGUAGAAACGAAAGUUGCAGCUACACUGUAUUUAGCAGACGAGUCAAGAUAUAGAAAGGUUGCAAAUGCCUUUGGCAUUGGAAAAACCACCUUAUCAAAAAUUCUUCGAUCAGUUUGCAUUGCCAUAGUUAAGCAUCUAGGAAAAGAGUACAUAAAGAUUCCAACUGAUGUGGCAAGCAUACACAAGUUGGCCAGCCAAUUUUAUGAUAAGCAUGGUUUUCCACAAUGUAUAGGAGCUGUAGAUGGAACACACAUACGGAUAAAGCAACCAAGAGGAAAGUCAUCUGAAUAUAUUAAUCGGAAAGGUACUUACAGUCUAAAUGUUCAAGGAACAUGUGAUUUCAAGUACUGCUUUCUUGACGUUGUUGUCAAAUGGCCAGGGAGUGUCCAUGAUGCUCAAGUGUUUGUCAAUUCGUCAGUGUGUAAAAUGCCUAAAGAUGGAACCAUUCCAACUUGCCCUAAAGUGAUUGUUCAAAAUUUACCUCCUGUUCCAAUUUGCAUUUUGGGUGAUCCAGCCUACCCACUCAAUACUUACCUGAUGAAGGAAUAUGAAGCAGGGGGCAUAACAGAGGCUGAACAAUUUUAUGGGUUCAGACUGUCAUCGGCAAUGGUGAUAGAGUGUGCAAAUGGAAGAUUGAAGGCCAGGUGGGGCUGUUUAAAAGGUGUACUAGAUGUUGAUUUGGAAUUGCUUCCAUAUCUCAUUUAUGCAUGUUUUAUCCUCCAUAAUUACUGCGAAGUACAUCAUGACGGGGUAGAUCAGGCUGCAAUUGAUGCAGCACUACGUUAUGAUAGAGAAUUCACUCAGCCCAGAAUUCAGAGCAUUGAACAAUUUAAUGAACAACCUAUGAACUGGCGGCAGCAAAUAGAACCUUGCCCAAAUAAUGCAAAGGACAUUCGUGAAAUAUUCAAAAUGUAUUUUGAAUGA
Molecule: messenger RNA, 1299 nt
Organism: Dendronephthya gigantea
Lineage: Eukaryota; Metazoa; Cnidaria; Anthozoa; Malacalcyonacea; Nephtheidae
Product: putative nuclease HARBI1
Exons: 3
Coding region: 1-1299 (432 amino acids)
Source: RefSeq, a predicted model, not a curated record